Molecule: messenger RNA, 575 nt
Organism: Tarenaya hassleriana
Lineage: Eukaryota; Viridiplantae; Streptophyta; Magnoliopsida; Brassicales; Cleomaceae
Exons: 3
Coding region: 49-378 (109 amino acids)
Source: RefSeq, a predicted model, not a curated record
ACAUACAAAACAAAAAAUAUAUAUAUAAAUAUAAUUUGUGAAAAAGGCAUGGCCUCCCUUCAAUGCCACAAACCAGCUGAGCAAAGCCACCACGUCGAGAGCCAAAAGGCUUGUACGGAGACUCGUUACUCGGCCCACGAAGUGGUCAAGACCCAAGUGCAUUGCAAAGAGACCGAGUCUCGCUUCUCCGGCCACUCUCAAGCCCAUGGACACAACCGUGCGGGCCAUAACCAGGCCCAUGGACAGAGGAAGAAGAGAGGGCUGUUCGAGAGGAUCAAGGAUGGUCUCACCGGACACGGCAGCGGCAGCGACAGCAGCAGCAGUAGCAGCGACAGCGAGAGUGACAACGAACACGGUGGCCCAAGGAAGAGUUGCUGAAGCUGAACAAUGGGAUCUGCAGAGAAGCUUGGAAUGAAGCUACAUAAUGGUUAUUUGCUAUAAAGUUAUAAAAAAAAUUAUAUAUAUAAUAAAAAUGACUAUGUAAUACAUCAUACUUAAGUUUCGUUUCCGUGUAUAAGAUUGUAUUUUACCAAUAACUCCAAGCUUCUUAUCAAGUUAUGAACACAUUCACAAUA